GAGUUCAUUAGAGAGGCACAGCUAGACGGGACCCUUCAGCAGAUGCGGUCCGCUCGCACCGGGUAACAUAAGCGCCAACGACAUGCUGGGUCUUUUCGCGUUAGCGGCUUCGCUUACUUACGUGGCAGCGGCAUCGGCCGAGGUUCAGCGUAGCUGUGAACCUUGCGAGCCAAGCCUGUGCAAACCCCUUCCAGCCGGAGGAUGCAAGUUUGGGAUCGUGUCGGACUCCUGCGGGUGCUGCUCUGCCUGCGCGGCCGGGGAGGGGGAAAACUGCGCGGGACGCGGCUCCGCGUACCCGCGGUGCGCGCCGGGGCUCGAGUGUAAGAAGAGCGAUAAGGGUAAAAGGAGCAAGCUGGGGGUGUGUGUCUGCAAGAGCAACUACGAGGUGUGCGGCUCGGACGGGGCCACUUACAGCACUGGCUGCGAUUUAAAAGCUGCCAGUCUGAAAGCUCAGAGUGACAAGCUGCCCGAGAUCAAGGUGCAACAUAAAGGGAAAUGUUACCAAGCCCCUAUCAUUGUGACAGCUCCGGGUGAGAUCUGGAAUGUUACUGGCUCACAGGUGUACCUGAGCUGCGAAGCCAUUGGUGUCCCAACUCCUGUCCUUACUUGGAGAAAGGUGUCUGUCAAUAACGGGAAGACGGAGAUGCUUCCAGGUGACCGGGAGAACCUGGCUGUCCAGACCAGGGGGGGCCCCGAGAAGCAUGAGGUCACCGGAUGGGUACUGGUUUCUCCGCUCACGCCGGCGGAUGCCGGCUCGUACGAGUGCCAUGUCGCCAAUGCCAAAGGCGAAACCUCGGCUGCUGGCGGGAUCCACGUGGUGAAGUCGUUGGAUGACAUCCCCACCAAGAAAGCUAAGGAUGACGAGCUGUGAAACAGCCGGGAACAUGUGACCAUGGGUGGGAACAAACGGCAGCCUUGCCCCCCACGCUGAGGACAGCGACCUCUGCCUCUCUUCACGCACAGCUUCUUGGUCGUCACGUGCCCACGCUCACACACUCAGUCUGCCUCUCAGUCCGACGCAAGGCCUGCUGUCCCUCUACUUACCCAAACACACGUUUUUAUCAUUUACUUACUACUUCUGUAAAUGCACACAUGUAUGCUGGAGAGAUGAAGAUCUGACUAGAUACGGCAGAGGAAUGUCCAUACCAAAAAAAAAGGGGCUUCUGCAAGUAGGGAUUUGCGUAGGAAUGCGCAGUAUUCCAGGUUUGAAAGGAGGGCAGGUUUUCAGUGUGGUGAAUGAACCCCCCUCCCAUACACUGUACGGAUGUUUACUGUCUGGAGGGAUGGGAUGGUGCUUCUGUCGGAUUGUGUGGAUGUAGCUCAAAUGUUAAUGGUGCUGUCAAGUUUUUUUAUAAUGGUUUUUUUAUAUUAUCAUUGUGAAAAGCGGAUCCUAUUUUACACAAGUUACCUUUAAUUUUCUUUAUUAAAACCACUUGAAUAAAUAUGACCUACUAACGAAUAUUCAGAGUACUGCACACUGUAUAUUGCUUAACUAAUAAAUGGACAACUGAA
Molecule: messenger RNA, 1512 nt
Organism: Brienomyrus brachyistius
Lineage: Eukaryota; Metazoa; Chordata; Actinopteri; Osteoglossiformes; Mormyridae
Gene: igfbp7
Product: insulin-like growth factor binding protein 7
Exons: 5
Coding region: 83-871 (262 amino acids)
Biological process (GO): regulation of signal transduction; regulation of cell growth
Cellular component (GO): extracellular region
Molecular function (GO): insulin-like growth factor binding
Source: RefSeq, a predicted model, not a curated record